AUGGUGUCUGCCCGUGCGGCCAUCGGCCUCCUCGUCGCCGCGUCCUCCCUCGCCGUCGUUCUCUCCGAUGGCGGCGGCGGGCCGGCGUACGGGUACGCGUCGGGGAGCCCGACGGGGCCGGAGAACUGGGGGAAGCUGAGCCCGGCGUACGCGGCGUGCGGGAAGGGGAAGCAGCAGUCCCCCAUCGACAUCGUGACCAAGCAGGUGGUCCCCAACCCCAACCUCGACUCCCUCUCCCGCACCUACGCCGCCGCCAACGCCACGCUCGUCAACGACGGCCACGACAUCACGCUCAAGUUCGAGGCGGGCAAGGUCGGCAACAUCGCCAUCGGCGGCAAGGUCUACAGCUUCGACAGGAUGCACUGGCACGCGCCCUCCGACCACACCGUCAACGGCCAGAGGUUCCCGCUGGAGCUCCACCUCGUCCACAAGAGUGCCGACGGCGCCGUCGCGGUCAUCGGCAUCCUCUACCAGAUCGGCGCCCCCGACUCCUUCUACUACCAGCUGAAGAGGCAGCUGGAAGAGAUGGCCGGCGACAGGUGCCACUUCGGCGAGGAGGAGUCGCACGUCGAGGCGGGGCUGAUGCACCUGCGCUCGCUGCAGAAGCGCACGGGGAGCUACUUCCGGUACAUGGGGUCGCUCACCGUGCCGCCGUGCACGGAGAACGUGACCUGGAACGUCCUCGGCAAGGUGAGGCAGAUCAGCAAGGAGCAGCUGCAGCUGCUCAAGGCGCCGCUGCCCGCCAGCGACGCGCGCCCAACGCAGCCGCUCAACGGCAGGACCGUCCAGUUCUACAACCCGCCCAACAGCACCGUUUCCUUCCAGAUGUAAUUCAGAUUUCGGACAUGUAAUUGUUGAAGUAUUUUCUCCUAACUACAGUAGUAGGUAGGGAAUCAAUCAAUCGACUAACUAUAUGUUAAUGUAAACCACUGAUAACUGUCAAAUGAA
Messenger RNA from Setaria italica (foxtail millet), 948 nucleotides. RefSeq names its product alpha carbonic anhydrase 7. The record is from RefSeq and is a predicted model, not a curated record. Gene Ontology annotation, molecular function: zinc ion binding; carbonate dehydratase activity. Lineage: Eukaryota; Viridiplantae; Streptophyta; Magnoliopsida; Poales; Poaceae. Bases 1 to 831 code for a protein of 276 amino acids. The transcript is spliced from 2 exons.